Messenger RNA from Dreissena polymorpha, 3560 nucleotides. RefSeq names its product ABC transporter F family member 4-like. The coding region runs from base 123 to 899 and encodes 258 amino acids. The record is from RefSeq and is a predicted model, not a curated record. The transcript is spliced from 6 exons. NCBI's taxonomy places the organism in Eukaryota, Metazoa, Mollusca, Bivalvia, Myida, Dreissenidae.
CGCCAGCUCCGUUGCUGGUCACGUGACCACGCCUUCCUCCUUUGGCUCCGGCGGACCUCGUGAAAAACUGACAUUUUGUUGUGCUUGUUUGCGCGCUGUUAACACUGAAAGUAAAGCUCAAAAUGGCAAGUCCGAAACCCGAAAUCGCUCAUGAUGGACCAACACAGGAAGGGGACGUUGUUGCUGAGAAACCAGCUGUGAAGAAGGAGGGAACCAUGGCAGCCACUGCCAAGGAGGGCCAGAGUCUGCUUGAAGGAACCAGUAUUGACCCUGAUGCCACGACUCGCGGCCAACAAAAGAAACUCGAUGAGAUAGCAGAGGAAGCAGCUGCCUCACCCGCCAAGAAACCCCGCAUUUCAAAAAGCACCACCAUGGUUAAUACUGCCAAGGAAGCUAAGACUAUCCUUGGUAAGGAUGCGCCCGAUGCAGACGCCCUCACUAGGGGUCAGCAGAAGAAACUUGAGGAUAUCCAGGCUGAGAAGCCAUCUCCAAAGAAACCCAAACUAUCCAAACAUACAACAAUGGCUGCUACAGCCAAGGAAGGAGCUGCCCUGCUAGAAGGCGAGAAACUGGGGGACACACGCCAGGAAACCAAGAAAGCUGCCAAACCUGCUGGUCCCAAACGUAAUGCCACCAUCCAAAAAACACUUGAAGAAGCAAAACAUUUUGUAGAUGUUGAUGUCAAUGAAGGUCGCCGCACACGCUCAGCGGGAAAACCCAAGCCAGAACCCCCGAAGCCUGCGAUGAAGAAAGCAGGAACCAUGCAGAAAACAGCCAAAGAAGGGAAGGAAUUCCUCAAGCGAGGAAAGAAGUCAAAGAAAGCUGAGGAAGAGGAAAAAGUAGAAGAAGAAGAUGAAGAAGAAGAAAAAAAAGAAGAGGCCGAAGAAGACGCAGAAUAAACAAUCUUAUUGUUAGGCCAAAGUGAAAAUAAUGUGUGUCCGAGGUGACAGGCUCCAGAAAGUUCCGUUCUGUAGAGAUUGCUCCCAUUUAAAGUUCAUUGACUGCAUUUCAAUCGUUACAAUGGCGGGAUUUUUUUUCCAUUUAUUUAGCAGAAAUCAAGAUAAUUUGAUGCAUAACAGAUCAUGCUUGUUUAUCACAAUCAACUCACUUAAAACAAAAUCACACAAUUUAAAAUUUGGUCGUUAAUAUAAUUUCAGGGUUGGAUGUUAUUUUCCUAAAUACUAGUGAUUUGCCUUGAGCACAGAAGAUUUUUUCUUUGGCCUUAUUGAAUGUUCAUAGCAGGCCUGACCAGGUGUAAUAUUGAGUAAACUUGUGUAUGUACAUAACUGAAAUUCGUUUUUGUUAGUCAUGAUUGGGACUUUUGUCAAAGUGUAGCUGUUUUGUCUGUGUAUUAAUUGUGGAUUUAGGUUUGAUAUGAUCAAUGAGAGCAACUAUAAAUAGCAUAAUUUUAAUUGUUUGAAAGCCGUAUUACUACCAUGCUUCUUGUUUGUUCAGGCUGUAUAAGGACAUUGCGGCUUUUUUUUUUAAUUACAUACAUUUUUAAACAUUUAACUUUGUGUGAAAAUUGUACAGUGAUAUUUUUUACAAUGACUUGUCUUGCACAUUGCCAAGUAAUCGUUGUGUACUACAAAAUUGCAGAUGUUUUUACUCUGUAAACAGAUGACUUAUCAAAUAGACACAUGAAACGUUGUCAAGCGGUUAAUUGAUUUUACACAGUAAAGUUUGCAUGUAUAUUUUGGGGAUUUUAGCAUUUAUAAAUAUUUAUCACGCUUUUUAGCACUAUUUUCUUACAUAUCGAGCACUGUGCAUACCUCUUUCAAAAUAAUAAAAUCUCUAGCACUUGAACAAUAUCUUUGUAAUGUAAUUUGGCAUCUUAAACAUUCAGAUGGAUUCAACUUAAUUCAAUGCCAUUCAUUUCACAAACCUCGUCAGGUAUAUAUAUUUUAUGAGUAUUGUAGAGCACAAUUUUUAAGUGAACUAUAAGGUGCUGGUUAAAAAAAUGUAUAAUUUACUUUUGUAUGCUUCCUUAAGAAUAAACAACUCUUUGAUGGCUAUAUAUUUUUCUAGGGAUCCAAGCUAUAGCGUUAAGAAGUACAAAGUGAAAUUUGCUAAUGAAGGUUGUAAUUUACCAUUAAGGUUAUUAAGUACCACACAGUACUAACAUUUUAGCACCAACCUUCUUUAGGUUAUUUGAAUCCCAUUCAAAGUAUGAAUCUAUCUGAUGUUAAUAAAGAUAUUAUGAAUAAAGCUUCUGGUACGAGUGUUAAUUUGUAAUGUAUCUGAUUUGUUUUUUUAAUUGAAUAUUUGUGGGUGCUGCCACUUGAUUCUGCAUGCCUCGUUGUAAAAAGUGCAAUGUGGAUUUACUUGUCAUUAGGAACUAGCAUUCAAAUUGAUACAAUUGUUGCCUGUUUCUUACAUUCUUACAAGAGUGAAUCUGCAAGCCUAGACUAUUUGGAAAGCAUAUUGACAACUUGACCAAUAUAAUUCAGAUCAUGAGUUUAAAAAGCUUUCAAACAAUCACUUUGAAGUUUCAAAUAUCUGAUUAUGGUAAUUAUGUUAUUUUAUAACUGAAAUGUGCUUUGAAAACAUCUCAAGUGCAUUUUUCUGAUUGUAUCUGCUUGUUCUGAAAUGUUGUACAGUUUCAAUACGCGUCUUCUAAUGUGUUGUCUGUAUUUUUAAGGUGGAGCAUGUUGGUUGAUUUUAAUGUACCAUGAUUUUACCUAAAUUGUUCAGCAUAAUUAAUUUUGAUUACUAAUUCUAUAACAUACACAAAAUAAUUACAUAAAAUUUGAAUCUUGUAAAAAGAUUACAUUCCAACAGUCAGACCUUUUUAAUUUAAUGAAUGUUCUGGAUUGUACAGAAGGAGUGAUAUGUGUUAUAAGCUAUAUUACAAUCAAAUAAUCAAACCAUCACAAUAUUAAUGGAAUUAUUGCAAAGUAAACAAAUGACAGCGCUAUGAAAUGUGCUUGUUUACUAAUGUGUUUUUAUCAUGUUUGAAUGGAUGGUGGCAUUAUUUUUAAACUCAACUUCAAUGUGUUCCAUAUUAUUAAUGUUCUAUUUUGUUUUUCAUCAUAACGCGUCUUACAGGUAUAUGUUUUUCUUCUUUGUUCACAUGUACAUUUUGAUGUACAUAUUUUAACGGGCAGCAUGUUUUUGUCAUUUUACAGAUGUAUGUGUAAGCAUGUACAUUUUUUGAGAAUAAUAUGAAUAUUUAGUCAUUUUCAUAGCAAUCAUGUUCUUCAAAAUAAAUAGUAUGUCAGUUGUAAUGAAGUGAAUCAAAUGUGUGUAAUGAAUGUGACUAGGCUACAGAAACAGCGAGUUGAUAAUGAUUGUCAUUGUUUUAAAGCAGCAUUAUGGUUACCAUGGAGUUUAAUUGUUAAAUAUAAUUUUUCUUUUUCAAAUACUAGUUUAACGCUUAUAUUUGUGGUAAUUCUAUUCUUUCUUGUGAACCUUUUUAUUCUGCGUUUUAAUCAUACAACAUUCUGUGUAAACAAACGUUCUGUCUUGUACAACAAUUUUAAUUUUCAUUAUGUACAACAUUGCCAUAUGUAGAUGAUUCAUUUUCAUGUAAGUAACAAAUAAAAUGUACUUGUUGACAA